GGAACCCGGAUAUGAAAAAAUCAGACCAUUUCGCGCCAUCUCUCGACCGUAAAUGCACUACUUAUGGACAUUUGUUAUUAGGAAUCCAUAGUAUGGUCACAGAAAAUGGCGAAGAAAACUGCUGGAAGAUGGGAGAAGAAAGAACUGCCCGAAAGCAAACGUAGUGACGACCUAGAUGAUCUUUUGGUUUUUGGAUAUGCCUGCAAGCUUUUCAGAGAUGAUGAAAGAGCCCGCUAUAUCGACAGAGGAAAACAUCUGAUCCCAUGGAUGGGCGACGAAUCACUGAUGAUUGACAGGUAUGAUGGCAGAGGUCACGUGUAUGACCUGAAUCAGUAUGAGGCCGAUACUGCCAGCAGACACUAUCAGGCAUCCGAGGAAGAGGAGCGGAUUGAAAGACUGUGUGACGAGGAGAGAUAUAUGGCAAUGUACAAGGACUUACUUGAGGAGAAAACAUAUCAAGAGGAGGAGAUGAAGAGGCUUCAUGAAGCAUUGCAGCCAGAUGGAGUUUAUCACAGCAUCGGAUUCUCAUAUGACAACAAAAACGAGUCUGAUCAAUAUGACCCGAUGCAACCUACCGAGGAGAAAGAAGAGCAGCCAGAGAGAGAGGAAGGGGAGGAUGAGGAGCCCUUUAUUGCUCCAAAGGAACUUGGACUGACACCGAACAUUGAAACGCCGAUGACGAUGAAGAUGAACAGCAUCAUGGAGAAGACCGCGGCGUUCGUCGCGCAGCGCGGCGCGCAGAUGGAGAUCGUCAUCAAGACGAAGCAGGCGAACAACUCUCAGUUCAACUUCAUGCACUUUGACCACUACCUGCACCCGUACUACGACCACAUGAAGCGCUGCAUCCGCGAGGGACGCUACAAGCCCGAGGAGCGCGCGGCACGCGGCACGGCCGACGCCUCGUCGUCCGAAGAUGAUGAGGAUGGAGAGGAUGUUGGCUACUUACACCCUAGCCUGUUUGCGAAGAAGCAAGCAACACGUGUCAAGAAUCUACACCUGGAACAACUUCGGAAGCUACAGGCAGCAGGCAAGCUGGACAGUCCGUACGCGCAGCUCGUAACGCGCAUGAAGCAAACACAGGAGGAAUACAAGAUCGAUGCCCCGUUGGACAGCAAUAACCCGUCGUCCCCAGACAGCACUUCGGGUCUCGACCAGCAGGGGGCGCCGAGCCCUCCCGAAGCCGCGCCUGCCUCCGCGACGCAGCUCUCUGCGACGAGUAGUCUCGCGUAUCCUGCCGAGACUGACUCGCAUCCUGCGCCGCCGGGCGUGGACUCGGCUGAGACGAUGCCUCCGUACUUGCCGGACGUUAAUCCCGUUCCGGAGGUGAACAGUUGCAGUGCGCCCGACCAGCAUAGCACGAGUUCGCAGUCUCAGCACACGUCGGUUCCUCCGCCGCCUCCGGACAAGCAGCCCAUCAUCAUCAAGAUGGCGGAGUACGCUGUGCGCAACGGGCCACGGUUCGAAGAGGGAUUUCUCGCGAAGAAGGACGAGCGGUUCGAAUUUCUGAAGCCGGGACACCAGCACUAUGCGUACUACGUGCAGACGAAGGGCUUGUUUGAAGCCCAGUUUGCGCAGCAGGCCAGCGUGGAGCAGAACGGAGGUCCGACCUCGAUAUCAAGUGGGAAGGGUAAACCGGUGGCGAUCAGCUUUUCCAUAAAGCCGAAGGAUGUCGACGCGAAACGCGCGGCAUUGGACAAACCUCCCGCAUUGCUCGGUGAGGAGAGUGAAGAGAGUGCCACGGAGGAGGAGACGCUGGGUUUAGUAGAGGAACCUGCUAAGCCUCCCAGCAAAUCUCCAUCGAUGACAGCACUGUGUGUAGAAGACACAAACUCGCCUCCGAUGCUUUUGGUUGUCUGUCCUGUAGCCAGUGUAUCCGCACCUGACAUAACAGAUGCUGACAGUCAAAGCAAAGUUUUAGAAAAGGCAAAAAAGUCUUUGGAUGAGUUGGAGGCCAAACAGGCUGAAGAAAGACUGAGAGACAGACUAGCUAUAGCAGCAAGGGAAAGGUUAGCACAAGCAUCCAAGGAGAAACAGCUUCAGAUAGAGAGAAAGAAAAAAGCUGCCAUGUUUCUCAGCCUGCUAAAAGGCGAGCCAGGAAAACCAGGGGAGGCUGAGAGUGACAGCAAGUUAGACUCGCUGCCACCCAGCUCUGUUGAGGCGUCGCCCAUGGCAACCCCAGAGAGGGUCGUGGAGGAGGUGGAGAUUGAAGAGGAGAGGCCUAGACCACUCUUGCCACAGCCUGCUGGACUAGCCGCCAUACGAGCAAGGUCACCAUCUCGAUCUGGGUCAAGAAGUUCAAGGGCACGAAAUAAAAAGUCUCUACCUAGUGCUUACUCGGCCGUACGGCGGUCCCUAACUCCACCAGUGCCAAAGAAACACGAGCGAAAACGAUCGAGGUCACGGUCAAAAGGUCGGCACAAGCGGCGUUCAAGGUCAAGAGAAAGAAAGAGGUUACACAGAGCAAAGUCACCAGAGAGAAAAAAGAAAUCAAGACGAUCAAAGUCACGUACGCCAGAAAGGAGUAACAAGUUGAGGAAGAAAAAGAAGAGGUCUCGGUCACGAUCGUCGUCAUUGACACGAUUGGUGAAUAAAAAGAAAUCAAAGAAGAAGCCUAGUCCAUCAAACAGCAGCUUGAAGCACAAACCAAUUGCAAGUGGUAGCAGCUCCGUCUGAGGGGGAGGAUAGCAAAGUUCAUGCGUUGAAUGUACACUGUUUGUAAAUAUUAUUUCUCAAAUGUUACAUUCGUGUUUAUGAUUAAACAAAUGAACAGACUAAAAUUAAGUGGUCAUUGCAAAUCGUUGAAUAUCGUAUAAAUUUA
This is a messenger RNA of Priapulus caudatus, 2818 nucleotides long. RefSeq names its product splicing factor, suppressor of white-apricot homolog. Gene Ontology annotation, molecular function: RNA binding. Gene Ontology annotation, biological process: mRNA 5'-splice site recognition; RNA processing. Lineage: Eukaryota; Metazoa; Priapulida; Priapulimorpha; Priapulimorphida; Priapulidae. Bases 106 to 2673 code for a protein of 855 amino acids. The transcript has 19 exons. The record is from RefSeq and is a predicted model, not a curated record.